AUUGGCCUCAGGGAGGAGGGGCCGAGCACAUUUUCUCCGUUAGCUCUGUACUUUCUGCCUCUAUUUGCUCAGUCCUCCUCCACGUUGUAAUAUCAGGACUGUACAGCCGCCUGUGGACCUAUAUUUAUAUCCUAAGGUGGAGAAACUAGAAAGUAAUUAAAUAUGGAAAGUGACCAGAAAAGAGUAGCCAAUGGGAUGGAGGAUAAAAGCCAAGCUAAUGGGCUCGGAGAAGUUCAAGUGGACGUCGUAGACCCCAGCCCACCGAAAAGCAAAAAAAAAGGACUUUUCUCCAGGAAAAAAGAGAAGAAAAAAGAAGAAAAACCAAAGAUGGUCAGCGCCUUCACAAUGUUCCGGUAUUCUGGAGGACUGGACAAACUUCUGAUGUUGGUUGGAACGAUAGCAGCGAUGGCCCACGGGGCCUCUCUGCCGCUCAUGAUGCUCGUCUUUGGAGAAAUGACGGACAGCUUUGUUGAUGUUGCGAAGAACAUGACCAUGGAUGACUUGAUAAACGCAUCGAUAAAAUUCCAAGAUGACAUGACGACGUAUUCCUAUUAUUACAGCGGGCUAGGAUUUGCCGUGCUUCUUGCUGGUUAUAUCCAGAUCUCAUUUUGGACACUGUCUGCUGGCCGACAGAUCAAGAAAAUAAGAAAGCAUUUCUUCCAUGCGGUGCUCAGGCAGGAGAUCAGCUGGUUUGAUGUCAACGACGCAGGAGAACUGAACACCAGGCUGACGGACGAUGUCCAAAAAAUCAAUGAAGGCAUUGGAGAUAAGAUAGCCUUGCUGCUGCAGUCGAUGGCUACUUUCAUCACCGGCUUUAUUAUCGGCUUUGUGAGGGGCUGGAAGCUGACCCUGGUUAUUCUGGCAAUCAGUCCCGUAAUGGGACUUUCAGCGGCUAUUUGGUCAAAGAUAUUGUCAGCCUUUACUAACAAGGAGCUGACGGCUUACGCCAAAGCUGGGGCGGUGGCCGAGGAGGUUCUCGCGGCCAUCCGGACCGUUAUAGCCUUUGGGGGGCAAUCUAAGGAAAUUAAGAGGUAUGAAAAGAAUCUAGAAGAUGCCAAAAAGAUAGGCAUCAAGAAGGCAGUCACCGCCAACGUGUCCAUGGGGUUUGCAUUCUUAAUGAUCUAUGCAUCCUAUGCACUGGCGUUUUGGUAUGGAACCACUCUGAUUCUACAAGAAGAAUACACUAUUGGGAAAGUGCUGACAGUAUUCUUUGCCGUCAUUAUCGGAGCUUUUUCCAUAGGACAAGCAUCACCCAAUAUUGAAUCAUUUUCCAACGCCAGAGGAGCGGCUUAUACUGUAUUUAACAUUAUAGACAGUGAACCUAAAAUAGACAGUUUUUCCACUAAAGGGUUUAAACCCGACAAGAUAAAGGGAGACAUAGAAUUCAGAAAUGUGAAGUUCACCUAUCCAUCCAGGACUGAAGUCCAGGUUUUGAAAGGUUUGAACCUUACGGUUCCCAGUGGUCAGACGGUGGCUCUUGUGGGGAGCAGCGGUUGUGGAAAAAGCACAACGGUCCAGCUCAUUCAAAGAUUUUAUGACCCAGAAGAAGGCACGAUCACUAUUGAUGGGCAAGAUAUUCGUAAUAUGAACAUCAGAUACUUAAGAGAGAUGAUUGGAGUGGUGAGCCAAGAGCCCGUCCUGUUUGGUACCACUAUAGCUGAGAAUAUCCGCUAUGGCCGGGAGGAUGUGACCAUGGAGGAAAUUGUACAAGCCACAAAGGAAGCCAACGCCUACAACUUCAUCAUGAAGCUUCCAGAUACAUUUGACACUCUUGUGGGAGAGAGAGGAGCUCAGCUCAGUGGGGGUCAGAAGCAGAGAAUCGCGAUUGCCAGGGCCCUGGUUCGGAACCCCAAAAUUCUUCUUCUAGAUGAAGCCACAUCUGCUCUGGACAUGGAGAGUGAAGCUGUUGUUCAGGCAGCUCUGGAUAAGGCUAGAGAAGGCCGGACCACCAUCGUCAUUGCUCACCGAUUGUCAACCAUCCGGAACGCUGACACAAUUGCUGGAUUUUAUGAAGGUGUCAUAUCUGAGCAAGGAUCCCACGCAGAACUCAUGAAAAAAGAGGGAAUUUACUAUAAGCUUGUCACAAUGCAGACAAUCAACACCGAGGAAGAUGAUGGAAGCCAAGUGGAGGACACCGCCAAUGAAAAAAGCAAGUAUUAUGCAAACCACACCGAAACCAAGACAUCAUUGAAGAGGAAAUUAAGUCGUCUCAACAGUGUGAAGACACCUGAAGAAGAAGAGAAGAAAGAGAAGAAUGGAGAAGAUCAAGAGGUCACAGAUGUGCAGCCAGUCUCUUUUUUCAAAAUCAUGAGGUUGAACAAACCUGAAUGGCCGUACUUUGUUGUUGGGGUCAUUUGUGCCGCUAUAAAUGGAGCUACACAACCAGCCUUUGCCAUUAUAUUCUCUAAGAUUAUUGCGGUCUUUGCCGGCGCGAAUGAUGAGAUAAGAUCCAAAAGCGACAUGUUUUCUUUGAUAUUUUUGGGACUGGGAGGCGUCUCUUUUGUGACUUUUUUCCUCCAGGGGUUCACGUUUGGAAAGGCGGGAGAGAUUCUGACCACGAGACUCCGCCUGUUGACCUUCAAAUCGAUGUUAAGACAGGAGAUUGGCUGGUAUGACGACAAGAAGAAUAGCACCGGAGCCUUAACUACACGACUGGCCACCGAUGCAUCCCAAGUUCAGGGGGCCACCGGGUCCAGACUGGCCAUUAUGACUCAGAACAUUGCAAACCUGGGCACUGCCACCAUCAUUUCCUUCAUCUACGGAUGGCAGCUAACCCUCCUUAUCCUGGCAAUAGUACCCAUCAUUGCAGUCUCUGCGCUGCUUCAAAUGAAAGCAUUUACUGGACAUGCCAAGAAGGACAAAAAGGAGCUCGAAGCCGCUGGAAAGAUCACCACUGAUGCUGUAGAAAACAUCCGCACCGUGGUCUCCUUAACACGAGAGAGGAGGUUCGAGGACAUGUAUGAUGAAAAGCUGGUGGGACCCUACAUGAAUUCCAUUAAGAAGGCGCACAUCCAUGGAGCGACUUUCGGAUUAUCUCAAGCUAUCAUGUACUUUGCUUAUGCCGGGUGUUUCCGAUUUGGGGCAUGGCUUGUAGCAAACAAUCACAUGACUAUGGAGAAUGUAUUCCUGGUAUUUUCAGCCAUUGUAUUUGGAGCCAUGGCAUUGGGUCAGACCAGUUCCUUUGCUCCAGACUACGCUAAAGCAAAGAUGUCAGCUGCUCAUAUAUUUAAUCUGCUAGAGAGGCAGCCUCUUAUAGAUAGUUACAGUGAUGCCGGCCACAAACCGUCAAAAUGUGAUGGGAACGUCAGAUUCCGGGGAGUUCAGUUCAACUAUCCAACACGACCAGAGGUGCAGGUGCUUCAAGGACUAGACAUCAGCGUGGGAAAGGGAGAAACCCUGGCGCUGGUGGGCAGCAGUGGAUGCGGGAAAAGUACCACCGUCCAACUUCUGGAGAGAUUCUAUGACCCACUGAAUGGACACGUGACCGUGGACGACUCUGACGUGAAAGCUAUGAACAUCCAGUGGCUCCGGGCACAGAUGGGCAUUGUGUCUCAGGAGCCCAUGCUGUUUGACUGCAGUAUAGCGGAGAAUAUCGCCUAUGGAGAUAACAGCCGGGAGGUGCCAUUCGAAGAGGUUGAAAGAGCAGCCAAGGCGGCCAAUAUCCAGACCUUCAUUGAAUCGCUCCCCAAUAAAUAUAACACCCGUGUGGGAGAUAAGGGGACGCAGCUCUCCGGGGGUCAGAAGCAGAGGAUUGCCAUAGCACGAGCGCUGGUCCGUCAACCGAAAAUCCUACUGCUGGAUGAGGCCACAUCUGCUCUGGAUACAGAGAGUGAGAAGGUUGUACAAGAAGCUCUGGACAAAGCGCGGGAAGGUCGCACAUGCAUCGUCAUCGCUCACCGACUGUCCACCAUUCAGAACGCGGAUAAAAUCGCCGUGAUCCAGAAUGGAAAAGUGAUAGAACAGGGGACACAUCAGCAGCUCCUGCAGAUGAAGGGGGUGUAUCAUUCACUGGUCACGAUACAGCUCGGACCCACAUGAGAAGGACAUUAUGACCCUGAUCAGGGGCAGGAAGACAUAUACACAUUCAAACCGUGUUAAUGUGAAACCAAAGACCAUUAAAGGGCCAGUACUAUGGACGGAACCCUUGUGCCAGGCAGGCUGGACCAUAGCAAGUGCAGAUCUCUCUCUCUGUCUUUAAUCCUAUAUAAAAAUGACCAAAUGUAAAAUGACAAAAAGUGAUGUUAUGUUGUAUAUAAAUUGGUCGCUACUUGAAAGAACUGUGGCCACUGAGCCUCAUAACAGGCUGAUACUUCCUGUUCUGUAGAGAUCACUUCUCCGCAGUCAUCUCAUUAUCAUCACAGGCAGGAUUGCAAUAAGAAUUGAUAACACAGGGUCCACAAUUCACAAUAAGUAAUGAUCACAGCUUACCUCCUCCCCCUCUCUGCACAAUGACCACUUUACAGGCCAAAUGAUUGCACUACCACUACUGUACUUCGCAGUGUAUGGCGGGAGGAAGCAAAGGUGCUAGAAAAGGUGCUGAUAUAGGGAACAGGAUAAUGAGAGAGAGCUGUACUGUAUGAUGGCAGAAUGUACUCUUGUCAUAUGAUGGUUGGAAAUGCCAAAUAAUUUGCUUAUUCUUAAGUUAAAGGGGUCCUCUGUGAUUUCAAUAAAGGGUGGGCAGUUUUUCCAUAAACAGCACCACUCUUCUCCAUGGGCUAUGUACGGUAUUGAAGCUCAGCCUCAUUCGGUCCUGAACUGCAAUACCAGACACAGCCUAUGGAGAAGUUGUUACUGAAAAAACUGCCCACCUUUUAGUAUAAAUCUCAGAGGACCCCUUUAACUGUAAUAUUUUGGUAUUAAUAAUUUUUCAGUAAUAAAACGACCUGCAAUGGUGUGUUAACACCAUAAGGAUCAUGCCUGUAAGUCACCAGUGUGUACAGUGAAUGCCCAGAAAAAUACUUCCUAUGCAAAUCAGAUCCAAAGUGCCCCGUGGGCGGGAUUUCCUUUUCAAAGUGCCCAAGCCCUCCCCUUAGCCCGAUGCCUGCUCCUCCCCCAACUUCCCUACCCUUUUUCCCAUCUCCCCUGACGUCACAGCGGUUUGAUACCAAAGCCCGCGCAGGCACCCUCUGAGCCCCUUCUGGUGCCUGAGGGAUAUACUCUGCGCAGGCGCUGGGACCCUACACCUUGGAUGAUCGGCGCAUCAGAAGGGCCCGGCACAAAAUUUGUCAAGGGACAGGGGAGGAAGGCUUGGGAAGUUAGAGGAAGAGUAGAGAACGGGGAAAAGAGGAGGGCUUAGGCACUUUGAAAAGGAAAGCCCGCCCACUGGGCACUUUGGAUCCGAUUUGCAUAGCGAUAAAAGUUAUUUUUUGGGGCACUUACUGCACACACUGGCGACUUACAGGUACAAUCAGAGUGGUUUUACCAUGUACUGCUGACUAUUGCAGGAAUUUCAUUAGUGAAAUGUGGGUGAGAAAUUCCCUUUAAUGUUUUGUAUACUGUUAACAUAUUAUAUAUCUCAUAUUUAAGAACUGGUUUUGAUCACUUGAUAAUUUACAAGACAGAAAACAGAGGGUAGUUCUGUCGCUGCUGCUACCUCUCCAUUUAGUUUUUUUUUACCACUCCAGCACUGGAAUUAAGUUUUGAGUAGAGUGUUUAAAAAUAAAAAAAACUUCUUUAGCAUUUCAAUUUGAUGGUUUCUUUGGGUUUACUUUACAAUAAGGCAUAUGAUGAAAGGGCCAGGUAAUGCCAUGCAGCUAGCUUGGAG
Molecule: messenger RNA, 5764 nt
Organism: Bufo bufo (common toad)
Lineage: Eukaryota; Metazoa; Chordata; Amphibia; Anura; Bufonidae
Gene: ABCB1
Product: ATP binding cassette subfamily B member 1
Exons: 28
Coding region: 163-4038 (1291 amino acids)
Biological process (GO): transmembrane transport
Cellular component (GO): membrane
Molecular function (GO): ATP hydrolysis activity; ATP binding; ABC-type transporter activity
Source: RefSeq, a predicted model, not a curated record